CUUAUGCAGUGCAAACUGCACAUUUUGUAAAUAUGCACUUGUGCAGUAAAUUCUUGUAUAUUAUAUCAAACCAUCUUCACACCAACUCAAGACAGGCAACUUUAUUCACUUGCCAGGCUUGGUAAUUAAGAAGUCCAAGAAAUCAGAAUGAGCAAGAGGGUAGCUGUCAUCGGUGCUGGUAUCAGUGGAAUAGCAGCCAUCAAAUGCUGCCUGGAUGAGGGCCUCCAGGUCACUUGCUUUGAGAGAUCAGACCGAAUCGGUGGGCUCUGGGCUUACAGGGAGGACCGAGAUGGCCAGGGCUGCGUGUUUAAGUCCACUAUCAUCAACACCAGCAAAGAGAUGACGUGCUACAGCGACUACCCUAUCCCAAAGGAAUAUCCAAAUUACAUGCAUCACUCCUACAUCGAGAAGUACUUCCUGAGCUACGUGGACCACUUCGAUCUGAAACGGCACAUCCAGUUUCGCACCGAAGUCCAGAAAGUCGCUCAGGCUGCCGAUUAUGACACGACGGGGCGGUGGCAAGUCACCACGAAGAAUCGCGACAGCAGCGAGUGCACCACCGAUCUCUUCGAUGCUGUGAUGAUCUGCACCGGUCAUCACACAACCCCUCACAUCCCUGACUUUCCAGGUCUCAAGGACUUCCAAGGAACAGUAACCCACACUCACGAAUACAAAACGCCCUACCAUUUGAUCGACAAGCGAGUUGUCGUCAUCGGUAUCGGUAACUCCGGAGGGGAUGCAGCAGUUGAACUAAGUCGUAUCUCGUCCAAGGUUUUUCUUAGUACAAGGACUGGAGCUUGGAUUUUCAAUCGUGUGAAUCUUCUAGGCAAUCCAUUUGAUAUUGUGUUCACGAGGCGAUGCAUUGACGCCCUUCCUCUCACUUUGAAAAACGCAAUCACAAAGCGGCAGAUGCAAAUUAAUUUUGACCAUUCCAAGUAUGGAAUGCGGCCUAAGCACAACCCAUUCCAGGCCCAUCCCCUUGUCAGUGACGACCUUCCAAAUCGAAUCCUGAGUGGCACUGUUACUCUCAAGCCCAAUGUAGCCCGCUUCACCAAAACUGGGGUCGAGUUCGUGGAUGGGACAUUUGAGGAUGACAUCGACUGUGUGAUUCUUGCCACGGGAUACACAUUCAGCUUUCCCUUCGUGGACUGCCCUUCGUUCCAAGUGGUCAAGAAUGACGUGUCAUUGUACAAGUAUGUCUUUCCCACUGACCUCAAACACCCAACGAUAUGUACCAUUGGCUUGGUUCAGCCUAUUGGAGCUAUCCAUCCUGCCUCUGAGCUCCAGUGUCGUUGGGCUGCACGCAUCUUCAACGGCCAAGCGCGUCUGCCGCCCCGCCCAGAGAUGGAAGCCUCCGUCAAGAAGGCCAAAGAUGACAUGAGCAAGCGUUACAUCAAAUCUCAACGUCACACCAUACAAGUGGACUGGAUCAAGUACAUGGACAGCAUCGCUGUUGAGAUAGGAGUCAAGCCGGAUUUAUGGAAGUUGUUCUGGUCGGAUCCAGCCCUGGCACUCCGCUGCUUCUUUGGUCCUUGUUUACCCUACCAGUACCGCCUGAUGGGACCUGGGAAGUGGAAUGGAGCAAAGGAUGCUAUCAACACCAUGUGGGAGAGAGUCGAUGCACCACUGAAGACGCGCCUCCCAGCUGUCCGAGAGGAUAGGUCGGGGGCCGCAAUUAUACUACUGUGGUUGGGUUUGGCUUUCCUUCUCAUAUAUCUUGUUAUACUCAUUGUCUUGUAAAACUGGAACAUUGUGGCUGAGAUCGAAACUUUCCCACAAGACUCCUGUUUAAGUCAAUAGAAUAACUCAUCAAAAAUUUUCCACAGAAGCAUACAUAACACGAAUAAGUAUAGAAUUAGUGAAAGUAUUAAUUGUUACUUAGGGGGGCCUUGUAUAUGAGUGUGCUGGUGUGUGUACUUAUAGAAUUACUGGCAUUUUAUUAUAUUUACACGAGUGGGUAUAUGCAAGUCAAAAGAAUCGAGGAAUUGCAAUAAGAAAUCCGAGUUUGGUUAGAAGUGCGCAGUGGGAGUUUAUCUGCUCACAUUACACUAUGGUAGAACACAUGUGUUUGGA
Molecule: messenger RNA, 2073 nt
Organism: Acanthaster planci (crown-of-thorns starfish)
Lineage: Eukaryota; Metazoa; Echinodermata; Asteroidea; Valvatida; Acanthasteridae
Product: flavin-containing monooxygenase 5-like
Molecular function (GO): flavin adenine dinucleotide binding; N,N-dimethylaniline monooxygenase activity; NADP binding
Source: RefSeq, a predicted model, not a curated record